AUGCUAUCGGUAGUCUUCGCAUUUGAAAUGUUCAGGUCGUACCUGCUGGGGUCCAAAGUGAUGGUCUAUACAGACUAUACGGCUAUCAAAUAUCUCUUGGCAAAAAGGGAAUCAAAGACGCGGUUCAUCAGAUGGGUGUUUCUUCUACAGGAAUUUGACUGGGAAACAGUGGAUAAGAAAGGAUGUGAGAAUAAAGAGGCGGAUCACCUGAGCCAAAUUCUACAAGAAGAUAACGGUGAAGCCGUGCCAGACGUUUUCCAUAAAAAGCACCAGCACCUGACCCAGUCAACACCCGAAAGACAGUGGAUCUACCAGGAAGGAAAAAUUGAUCAAGCCAAACAAGGAAGCAGAGGACGGAAAGAGCCAUUGUUUGCAGAUAUGGCCGACUACUUGGUGGCGAGCAAGUUGACAGAAGAGGACGGAAUGGAGGCGUUUGUAGUGGACGACAUUCCACUACUAAUGCCUAGCUCGCCAGUGAACAGGUAG
This is a messenger RNA of Salvia splendens (bonfire salvia), 486 nucleotides long. RefSeq lists its product as uncharacterized. The transcript has a single exon. NCBI's taxonomy places the organism in Eukaryota, Viridiplantae, Streptophyta, Magnoliopsida, Lamiales, Lamiaceae. The record is from RefSeq and is a predicted model, not a curated record. Bases 1 to 486 code for a protein of 161 amino acids.